Molecule: messenger RNA, 3958 nt
Organism: Fundulus heteroclitus (mummichog)
Lineage: Eukaryota; Metazoa; Chordata; Actinopteri; Cyprinodontiformes; Fundulidae
Product: platelet glycoprotein Ib alpha chain
Exons: 6
Coding region: 888-3098 (736 amino acids)
Molecular function (GO): protein binding
Source: RefSeq, a predicted model, not a curated record
AGCAGCUCAUUUAUAAUUCAGCAUCUUAAACUUUCCUCUGGACUGAGCAACUACCAGAGAUCUAAUUUACUGUCUGAUGAUUUAAAACCCGACAGCAUGACUAAUAGAGCAGAAGUUAUUUAGAAAGUUUAAUCAACUAGUUUUAGGUAAAUACUGAUGGCUAAGAGACGGCAGCAGACUUGGAGAGAAUAGCUCCAAUACAUAGAAUGAUCUCUGUAAUAAAUAAAACUUAUGGCAUGGAAUAUCUGCAUAUAAAUAAAUAUGGGUAAUAUGGAAACAUUUAUUUAUUUCAGUAACUCCUCUCUAAGUGAAACAAAUCAUAUAAAGUAAAGUUUUCAAAUCUUCAUUUCUGGUAAUUAUGAUGAUUUUCUGCUGCCGGCGACUGAAAACACGACGUUCAAGAUCAGCAUAUGGUAUCAGUCUGCAUUACAAAUACAAAUAAAGUUAUAUCAGACCAAUAAAAACAUUUUCACAGAGAAAUGUGGACAUAGAGACUUUUUAAGUGUUAUUUUCAGUAAGGUUGUUUUGGGCCUCCUGAAGACACCCGGCUGUCCUCGGUGCUCAGAGGGAAGCAGCAACAUCAUCCCAGCUCAGAUGGGACAGACCAGCGCUGGUCAUUUCCUCUUUAAACUGGUGGAACUCGUCAGCGUUUCCUGUUUGCUGUUCCUCAGCCUCCAGCUCUCUGCUCUGCGGUGAGAACAGCAGGAAGUUUGGUUCUGCAGAUAGCUGGUGAAGCUCCUCAGGACACAAACUGAAGAACCUUAUCUCACUUCCUGCUGCAGCAGCUGUGGGUCACUUCCUUCACAGGGACAAAACCCAGACUGCCCUGAGGUGGAACUCCUUCAGUUUUCCUCAGACACACAGAGACCUGCUCUCCCUGGCUCACCAUGCAGCGCCUCCUCAUCCUCCUCCUCCUCCUCCUCUUCAUCCAGGCAGCCACAGCCUCCUCGGUGCCUGGUUGCCGCAGCGACAGGGACAAGGACCACCGGUCCAGGGAGAACUGCACAGCAGCCGGGUUCAGCAACAUCCCAGCAGGACUGGAUCACAAGACGCAGGUUCUGUUGUUUCCAUACAACCUGUUCUCCACUCUGUCCUGGACCUCCUUCCAGAUCUUUACAGGACUCCAUGAACUCGACCUUACAGCCAACAAGGUUCCAGAGGUGACCCCCGGUUCUGCUCCUGUCCUGCCCAGUCUCAGUGUCCUCCGGCUGGGAUCGAACCUCCUGACAUCCCUCUCUGACAACUCCUUCGCAGCCUGUCCUGGUCUAACUGAGCUUUACCUGGAAAACAACUCCAUCACAUCUCUGAGCGACCACGCCUUCUCUGGGCUCAGCAAGCUGGAGAUUCUGGAUAUGACGAGCAAUCGUAUCUCCACACUUCCUGAUCUCAUGCUUCACCCUCUGCCGGCCAUAGAAACGCUCUACCUGGAGAAAAACAAGAUCAAGCUGAUGCCUGAUGAUUGGUUCAGCCAGAAGGAAGAGGUGCCAUACCUCUACCUCUCAGACAAUCCCUGGGUCUGCUCAUGUUCCCUGGAUUACUUACGCAGAUAUCUGGAAGACUAUGAGCUCAACGUCUACGUCCGAGAUGGCCCAGAGAUCACCAUAGAUGGACUGAGUGUGAUUUGUGACGCUCCACAGCGGCUCCAGGGGAAACCUCUACUAACCUUGGAAGAAUCUGAUCUAUGCCCACGUUCAGCAGAAAACUCACGGGGAGACUCCAACUUAUUUUCAUCCUUUCCGGUUACAUCCGUAGCUUCAGACGCCCCUUCUACUCCUGAACCUACACUGGCUCUACAUACCAGUUCAGUUCCUUCUACUCCUGAACCUACACUGGCUUUAGAUACCAGUUCAGUUCCUUCUACUCCUGAACCUACACUGGCUUUAGAUACCAGUUCAAUUCCUUCUACUCCUGACCCUACACUGGCUCUACAUACCAGUUCAGUUCCUUCUACUCCUGAACCUACACUGGCUCCACAUACCAGUUUGUUUACUUCAAGCGUUCCUCCUACUCCUGAACCCACGACUACUCAAUACAUGACUUCUGUGUUUCCAGAGAAGCCGCCCACAAUCUAUGACAGAAUGGUGACAUGGUCCUGGUAUCAAACCUUCACCAGUCUAUCUAAAACGUCAUAUUAUUCCAGGUCUGAAAUAAAAACAGAAAGCUCAUUUGUUGGGUCGUUCGCCCAGACCACUCAUCUGAUUCCUGUGACUGCCCGACCUUCAACAACAGCCUUUAGAACGACUACAAGUAGUCCUUUAACCAGGAAAUCAACGACAGUCCAGACUAUCCCAGCAGCUACAAAGACAACGAGCACAACUGUGACGUCUCUUGUUUCAAACCAGUCUGCCGUCAUCAGGCAGCAUUUUAAAGUUAGUUCUGCAGGCGUUGGAGCGGCGUUCUGUGUCUGGCUGUUUGCAGGAUUUCUGGUGCUCUGCGUGGCAUCCGGAGCGAGUGUCCUGGUGACCGCGGUGAAGCUGAUCAUGUGGUACAAGAAGGUCUACAGGCCGCUGAGCCUCACAUUAGCCAGAAGGCUGAAAGACAGGGAAGCAGUAGCUCUGUUAAUGCGGAGUAAGAUGGAAGAGAACGCGGUGGUAGGAGAUGGAGGAGUGGUGGCGCUGUACCGCUCUUUGCUGUUCGUCCAUAGAGAGGGAGGAGACAUAAAUGAGGGGAACAAGGAACAGAUUAUUACUCUAAAGCUGGCAGGAGAGGAAACAGGGACGGAGGACAGAGUGUACAGGAAGACCAUGUACCGGCUGUUAAGCAGAGAGGAGGAGAUACAGGGAUGGAGGGAUGUUGUAGAGGAGUGCCGGGUCUCUGCAGACGAUAGAGGUGGGAAGAAAGAAACCAGGAUGGACAAGGAACCUGCAGGAGGUGCAGGAGGAGUUUCUAAAAAACGCUACAGCGUUAUUCUGCGAGAGGAGAGGGAGGAGAAAGAGGGCGAGCGGGAGGAACUGAACUGGGUGGUGGGAGGAUGGGAGGUGAAACGAGGAGCAGAGGGGGGUCCAAGGAGCAGCUGGGGGGAGUGGCUGUCAUACUAUUUACCCAGCAUGCCAUGGGGACUCGCUGUACCGUCUAAGGAAGAGGCAGCAACGCAGUGAUGAUACCAAGUUGGAAUCCCUUUACUCUGCUGUUUUAUCUUUUUUAUUAAAGUCUUAUCUGAUUAUUCUGAACCACAUUAGCAGAGACAGGCAUCCAGGUGUCCAUCAGGGUUAUUAUUAGUUCCAUUAUCAGCAACUGUGUUCUGAAAUAACUUUCAUUUUCAAGCUCCUCUCUGCACGGCUCUUCUCUAUGCAGAUGAUACUGUCUUAUAUUUCACUGUAGCCAAAUUAAGGCUUUAGAUAAUCUGCACAUCUUUCAAUAUUCACUAGUUAAAAUCAGUGCUUACAAUAGUAGUGUAUGCUUCUACUAACGCUUAGUCCAGCUAUGCUCAUUGUAAGUGGUAAACGGUUUGUACUUUUAUAGCGCUUUAACUAGUUUGAUAACACCAAAGCGCUUUACACUUCUUUUUUUUUUUUUACAUUAUUUUACAUUGUACAAUUAUUAUUAUUCUUUUGUCUUCUGUUUUUACAUGGAGCCUUUCAACAUUAUUUCACUCAAAUGAACAUUGUGAAAGACAAUGUCUAUGUCUAAAAAGGCUUUUCAUCCCCUGUUCGGUGUCAUCGCAUAGAAAGGGAAGUCCUGCAGUCUGACACACAAGGCUAGAGCUCUGUAUUAUGUAUCCAAUGUUCAUGUCUCUCAUGGCAGAGAGACAUACUGAGGCGUUUGACAUUAGUUUAAAAUAUUAAACUAAUGUUUUUUAUCAUGCCUGAAUUUAAAUAAACCUUUUACCCUUAGAUGAAUGUGUAAUUAUUUUUAUUUCAUUGCAUUAAAAAACAAGAACAGUGUAACUUGGCUCUUUGGUACACUGGAAGGGUUCUAUUUUAUUUAAAAAGCAUAGUUCUAUUCGAUAUAAAAAAAA